AUGGAGGCCGAAGUCUCCGCUUCACGCUCCGAUGAUCUUGUGUACAACCGCGACAAGUUGCCACGUCGGGAACGACAGAGGAUAGUGAGCGGGCAGAAGCUUGAACACGGAUCACAGACGUACUUCAGCGAGAAGGAAAAGUGGAGAGAUGAUGUGCGCAGACGCAAUGGUGGCAGUAGUGAUCUAGAAUAUGACGAGAGUCUGCGCAAACGAAAGCGCUGGCGUAACAUCUGUAUCGGCGUCGGCGCGUUUGUUCUAGUACUUGCGAUUGCUAUCCCGGUCGGCAUCGUGCUUUCGAAGAAGAAUGAUACCGGCGGAGGAGGCGGCGCUUCGACUAAUUCGACACAGCCUGGAAAUAGCAACCUUAACGGCAUGUCCGAGAACGACAUACCGAAGCAAUAUCAGGGCACAUAUCUGGACCCGUUCAGCUGGUACGAUACAACCGACUUCAACGUCACCUUCACCUCCGAGAUGGUUGGCGAUCUACCAUUAAUGGGUCUUAACAAUACCUGGGAUGACAGCAAGAGCGCAAAUAACAACACACCACCUCUUAACCAAGCUUGGCAAUAUGGCACCAUGCCCGUCCACGGCGUCAAUCUUGGCGGCUGGCUCAGCAUUGAACCUGUGCUCACACCUUCGCUCUUCAGCGGCUACACUACGCACGACAACGUGAUAGACGAAUAUACGCUUACGCAAACGCUUGGGGCGCCGAGAGCGAAGAGCAUGCUUGAAAAGCACUACUCAUCGUUUGUUACUGAACAGACAUUCAUUGACAUUCAAGCGGCCGGCUUCGAUCAUAUCCGCAUUCCGUUCUCCUACUGGGCUGUUGUGACUUACGAUGCCGACCCGUAUGUGGCCAACGUCUCAUUCCGCUACCUUCUCCGUGGUAUAGAAUGGGCGCGAAAGUACGGCUUACGCAUCAACCUCGAUCUGCACGGUGCUCCAGGCUCGCAGAACGGCUGGAAUCACUCCGGCAGGCAAGGUGUGAUCGGCUGGCUGAACGGAACCAACGGGCAACUAAACGGCGACCGUACGAUAGCCAUACACAACCAGCUGUCGACCUUCUUCACGCAGCCUAGAUACAAGAACAUCAUCGCCAUGUACGGCUUGGUCAACGAGCCCCGCAUGGUUGAGCUCGAUGUAAGCACAGUCCUCAACUGGACGACGCACGCCAUCAGUACCGUACGCUCGAACAACUAUACGGGCGUCAUUGUCUUCGGUGAUGGCUUCCUAGGCCUCGACAAUUGGCAAGGCCGAUUGCAGAAUCAGCCGAACUUACUUCUCGACGUGCACCAGUACGUCAUCUUUAAUGUUCAGCAAAUCGUGCUGAACCACCACGAUAAGAUCAACUUUGCCUGCGGAGGUUGGACACAACAAGCGCUUCGGUCCACAAACAAGGCUACCGGCUUCGGUCCUACCCUGUGCGGCGAGUGGAGUCAGGCAGACACGGAUUGCGCGCAGUAUCUCAACAAUGUUGGUAUAGGAUCUCGUUGGGAAGGCACGCUCAACAUGGCGGAUACACCUGGCGGGUCGUCUAAUGGUUCGGUGCUUUCGCCAACCUGUCCGACUCAAAACAACCCGCAGUGUAGCUGCAAGAACGCGAAUGCAGGCCCUUCUGCGUGGUCGCAGCAGUAUAAGCAAUGGCUGCUGAUGUUUGCCGAAGCGCAAAUGCACUCAUUCGAGCAGGGUUGGGGGUGGUUCUACUGGACAUGGCAGACCGAAAGCGCGUAUCAGUGGUCAUACAAGGCCGGGCUGGCGGCUGGUGUCUUGCCGGCACUGGCGUACCAAAGAGACUUCAACUGCAGCCAGACUAUCCCGGACUUUGCAUCUCUAGGUCUACCGGAGUAUUACUAG
This is a messenger RNA of Baudoinia panamericana UAMH 10762, 1854 nucleotides long. Its product is annotated as glycoside hydrolase family 5 protein. Gene Ontology annotation, molecular function: beta-glucosidase activity. Lineage: Eukaryota; Fungi; Ascomycota; Dothideomycetes; Mycosphaerellales; Teratosphaeriaceae. The transcript has a single exon. Gene Ontology annotation, biological process: glucan catabolic process. The coding region runs from base 1 to 1854 and encodes 617 amino acids. The record is from RefSeq and is a predicted model, not a curated record. Gene Ontology annotation, cellular component: cell surface; extracellular region.